This is a messenger RNA of Colletes gigas, 756 nucleotides long. It is a transcript of the gene RpS9, whose product is annotated as 40S ribosomal protein S9. Gene Ontology annotation, molecular function: rRNA binding; structural constituent of ribosome. The coding region runs from base 103 to 684 and encodes 193 amino acids. The record is from RefSeq and is a predicted model, not a curated record. Gene Ontology annotation, biological process: translation; positive regulation of translational fidelity. NCBI's taxonomy places the organism in Eukaryota, Metazoa, Arthropoda, Insecta, Hymenoptera, Colletidae. Gene Ontology annotation, cellular component: cytosolic small ribosomal subunit. The transcript has 4 exons.
AUUCGCUUCACAAAUUCAUUUCCGCACGAUGGAAUCGGCCAUUUCUUUUCCAAGUGUAACGUAGCGCGGUCGUCCUCCUUGUGUAGCUGACGACGGCACAAAAUGGUGAACGGACGAAUUCCGUCGGUCUUUUCGAAGACUUACGUUACGCCUAGGAGACCUUAUGAAAAGGCUCGUCUAGAUCAGGAAUUACGAAUUAUUGGUGAAUAUGGUCUUCGUAACAAACGAGAAGUGUGGAGAGUCAAAUAUACUCUGGCAAAUAUCAGAAAAGCUGCUCGUGAGCUUCUCACAUUAGAAGAGAAGGAUCCUAAACGUUUGUUCGAAGGAAAUGCUCUUUUACGUCGUUUGGUAAGAAUCGGUGUAUUGGGCGAGAGUCAUAUGAAACUUGAUUACGUUCUUGGUUUGAAGAUUGAAGAUUUCUUGGAGAGGCGUCUCCAAACUCAAGUAUUCAAAUUGGGACUAGCCAAGUCUAUUCAUCAUGCUCGUGUACUCAUUCGUCAACGUCACAUUCGAGUGCGUAAACAAGUGGUGAACAUUCCAUCCUUCAUCGUACGUUUAGAUUCGCAAAAACACAUUGACUUCUCGCUGAAGUCGCCGUUCGGUGGUGGUAGACCCGGUCGUGUAAAGAGGAAGAAUCUGCGUAAGGGAAGUGGUGGAGCUGCUCCCGAGGAAGAAGAAGAUUAAAUCAUAUUUUGAUGUAAUACUUUAAUAAAAGUAUACCUUGAUUAUUUAAAAAAAAUUACAAUUAUAACUGAA